Molecule: messenger RNA, 1454 nt
Organism: Drosophila grimshawi
Lineage: Eukaryota; Metazoa; Arthropoda; Insecta; Diptera; Drosophilidae
Gene: PolD3
Product: DNA polymerase delta subunit 3
Exons: 2
Coding region: 73-1311 (412 amino acids)
Source: RefSeq, a predicted model, not a curated record
CGAGUAGACUUCAACAGCUGUUCGUGUCGGCAUUUGGGCGCCUUUUUGCACCGGACGGAAUUAAUUUUGAAAAUGUCAUUGCGACAGGCUCUUGACGAUUGCCUAAUCGAUUUUGAUAGACGUGUGCUGGUCACCGAUUUGUUGGAGGAGUACAAAUUAACGUAUAAAGAGGUACACGAAUUGCUCGAGGCGCACAUUAAACAGCAGGAAGACGCCAGCGCCAACAACAAAUAUGAGAAACGCUUUCUCGUGUAUGGAAAUCAGACAGAUGGUGGUGAACUGUAUACGAUUGUGCAAGGCGAAGACAAGCUAAAGGAAUGGAUAGCCAAAUUGCAAAACUCACAAUCGCAACUGUAUUCAGUGGAAAUUGCUGGUGGUUCCAAGAGUGCCGCGCCAAUUUUUAAGCCCAUGCAGCAGGUGGAGGUGCAACUGGCCAAGUUGGAAAAGCGUGCCGGCGCCACAACACCAAAGGGCGUUAGCAACGGUAUUCACAAGCCCUCAGAAACAACAAAGCCCACCAAUGUCAAGACGGAAACAUCGGAACCAAGUAGCAGUAAAGUGGACGCUCCCACAGAGCAGCCAAAGAAAACGUCACCAAGCGAGCAGAAGGGCAAAGCAGCUGUCGCAAAGAAGGGCAGCAUUGGCAGCUUCUUUAGUGCAGCUCCUGCGGCCAAAGCAAAGGAAACAAAAGCCGCUGUUGCAGCCAAACCUGCUUCGAGCAGCAGCAUGGAUAACUUCUUCAAGAAGCAACCAACGUCUAGCGGCGGAAAUCAGGCAAAGCCGACGCCUACGAACAACAUGAAAAAAGAUGAACCUUCUGCCAGCAAGAGCAGCAACAACAAUACCUCUAUACAGCUGUUUGACGAAGCCUCCUCCGACGAGGAGGAGAAACUGGACAAGCUGCGACGCAAGGUGGUUGGCUCAGGUGACGAGUCAGAUGAGACGGCGAAUGCGUUGCCAACUAGUAGUAGCAAGCGACGUCGCAUUGUAGACUCUGAUGAUGAUGAGCAGCCACAAAAGAAAUCAGCAGAGCCCCAGGAGGAGAAGUUGGAGGGGGAUGUGGAAAUGGAGGCGGACACAAAUGAAACGUUUCUGGAUGAUGAUGGCUUUGUUAUAACUGUAAGGGCUAAGAAAGCAAUGCAGCCAUCCAAGAAAAAGGCUUCGCCGACAGCAGGAGCAACAGCAGCUGCAAAAGCUGCUGCUGCAGCUGCAACUACAAAGAAAAAAUCACCGCCUGCAGCUAGCAAGAGCGCAAAGGAGACGCCUAAAAUCAAACAGGGCAGCAUCACAAGCUUCUUUGCCAAAAAGUGAAUGUGUUGCCGGAAGUAAUUAUGCAUCUAACCUCGUUCAAUGUAUGCUAACUAGAUUUACUUAAUAUAAGGCUUGCCGUUUUCAAUAAUGCUUCAAAUCAUUGUUAAUUUGUAUAAAAUUAAAUAUACUAAUUUUUUCUCAAA